This is a messenger RNA of Scedosporium apiospermum, 294 nucleotides long. RefSeq lists its product as uncharacterized. NCBI's taxonomy places the organism in Eukaryota, Fungi, Ascomycota, Sordariomycetes, Microascales, Microascaceae. The coding region runs from base 1 to 294 and encodes 97 amino acids. The transcript is spliced from 2 exons. The record is from RefSeq and is a predicted model, not a curated record.
AUGCGUCCUCUUACCAUUCUCGCCGGCGCUCUCGCCCUCGUCCCCGGUGCCCUCUCCGUCGGCGUCGAGAAGUCGGUUCUCGUCACAUACAACCGCGAUACACCUAGUGUCAACAGCUUGAUCGAUCAGGCGAAGGAUGCGAUUUACAAGGCGGGUGGCAAGAUUACGCACGAGUUCAAGUUUAUCAACGGCUUCCACGCCAUCGUUUCCUCUGACGUCGUCGACACUAUCCAGAAGUGGGGCGGUAACUACAUCACGAUUGAGGAGGACCAGAAGGUUACCAUCACGAACUAG